GUCUUGGUACGGAAAGAGGCGGAGCUCCAACAACCUCUCAAGUACUCUGCAAGCAUGGAGCUCGCUUACGAGUGACAUUCAUUUACAGUCUUUGAAUUCUGUGCAUUUUCAUAGAGCGAGAGAGGAACAGACAGAAGAUCAUGUGUACAAAGCUCAGAAGAUAUCCUGAUAUUUCUGUUUAUCACUGUAUGCAGUUGUGUGUGUCUUUGAUGCUGACAUCAGUUUCACAAGGUGAAGUAAUAACUGAUGGAAAUAUUACAGCAUAUCUUGACAAAAAUAAAUCAAUCAUUUGUAAACUGUCCAAGAUCUCUACAUCCAACAAUCCCCAAUUUAGAUGGGAGAGACCACAAGAAGGAACAAUCGCUCAUUACUAUGAUGGAAAGGUGGUCAUUAUUGACGCAUAUAAAGAUCGUCUAAAUUUAUCUCUCACUGCAACAAAUCAGUUUAUGAUCACUUACCACCCUUUAAAAGACAAUGAUAGUGGUUGCUAUCUCUGCAACUUUGAUGUCUACCCUACUGGGUUUCAGUCUGGAGAAGUCUGCAUCACUCUGCUUGCGGAAGUGAAAUCGACUGGCAAUGUUUCAACUAAUCUUGGAAAGCCGGCGACAGUUUCCUGCAGUUAUGAGUUUCCAGAUCAGGUCAGCCAGGUUCUGUGGAACAAACAUCUACAAGAAAACAAAAUGGAGAUAAUUGCUUCACAUAAUAAAUACUAUCUUUCAAACAUUACGUAUAAGUAUAAGGACAAACUUUUUUUUUACUCCAGUGGAAAAACAUCAGAAGUUGUCUUCAAAGCUAUCUCAUUACAGGAUGAAGCCUGUUACAUGUGUGAAUAUAACUUAUAUCCAUAUGGAACUAAAAGUAUAAGCAGCUGCAUUACUGUGCUUGUGCCGCCCAAAUACAGUUCCAGUUAUGAACUUUUACUAGAUGGUUUCUACCAACUAAACUGCUCAGCUUUUGGAAAGCCAGCUCCUAUAGUGAGAUGGAAUAUGACCAAUGGUGACAUAAUUGAAAAUGUGACAUACAUCACAGAAACAUUUGACAAUGGCACCACUUUGGUGAUCAGCAAGUUUUUGGUGCAGGCCGCUAUAUUUAACGAGAGGAGGAUUGUUUGCAUUAUAGAUCAUCCUAGUCUAACUUCACCAAUUACUGUUGAGAUCAAGGAAAAAGGAUCCAGUGCACUGACCAUUCUCAUAGCAGUCGUGAUCUGCACUGCAGUUUUGAUCAUCUGUCUGUGUAUAUGCAUGUGGAAAUGCUUGGUACAUCAGGAUUAAUGUUUUCACAGUAUAAUCAGCCGGGUGCAGUACAGUGAUAUGCUGUUACCAGUUGCAACAGAACCUAAUUUCUUUUAUUGUGACAGAAGAAGGACUUUAUUUCUUCAGUUUACAGAAUAAAGCUGACUGCAGCCUCAACUUUGCUUUCUUUCAUCCUCACCGCAGAUUGGAAUUGUUAAGAUGUAAUUCUGUAAACUCUUUGGAAAAGCAGGUGUCGGUCUGCUACAGUACAUGAGCUUAUGAUUUGAAAAGACUUUUAAUGUAGCCCAUUAACAAGCAAUAUAAUUGGUAUUCAAAUAUUUUAUGUAUGGUGAAUAACUUUUCUCUACAGUUUACUGAUUACAAAAUAUUGUAAAAGGCUGAAGAUGAAACAUUAGGACUUUGAUGCCCUUCUACUUCCCUAGAAUUAAGCCUUACUUUAAUCUCUAUGUGCCUAAACCUAGACACUUUUUUGUUUUUGAUUAUUUGUACAUAUAAAAUAAAAAAAUAAUAAGUGCUAAAUACACAUAUUAGAUACCCAUCUAUCCAUAUAUCAUUAACUUCCCUUUCACCUACUGUAUGCUUAUAAAUUAAUUUACAAAUCCCAAAGUGACUUCUGUUCACUAAGAUAUGAUAUAAUAGUCAUCCCUCCAUGCACCCAUCCCUCAAUUCAUUAUAUUCAACAAACUUUUUUCCUCUUGGGGAUCACAAAAGCACAGUGUUUAUAAUAUAGCAACCUUUUUUUUAAUAAAUAUAAAAUGUUUUUUUUCUAUUUAAAAUUAGGAGUAUCACUGUCUAUGAUAUGCUGUAAAUAUAUUAAUGAAGAAGAACAUUUUUGAUGUGUAAUGCAGAUUUCUCAUUGUUAAGACAGACUGGUUUAAGGAGUGGACAUUCUGUGUAUUCUUCACUAACUUUAAGCAGUAAGAGUCAAAGUUAAUGCUGCAUUCUUGAAUUAGUACUAUUAAAAAAUGUUACCUUCUAUUACAAUAUAUUUAAUUUACAUCUUUAAAUAUUACAUUAGUAAAUCUCCCAGUGUAACAAAGGUUUAUUUUUAUAGAUUCAGAGCACAUUUUUAAACUUUAAAGUAUUGCCAUGAAGUGUUUCUGUGGAUAGGAUUUCAUGUUUAAUUGUAGAUGUAAGAAAGUCAAGCUGGUGUCUUCCUGGUUGCUUCCUUCUUCCUGCAUAACUAAACCAUUUCUAACAAAGACAAUAAGAAAAACAGACAAAGUUUGUGAACCUAAUUGAAGUGAAUGUUUGUCUUUAAUGUUAUUACUUGAGUUUAAAAUGUGUCACAAAAUAUUGUCUAUUAAAACUUUAAUUUUCAGGAGGCUUAACUAAUGACAUACAGUAUGUAAUAUUGACUGUUAAUAUGAGUAACAUUAAUAUGUUAAAUUAUGAGGCUACUAAGAACACUAAACAAUAUUUUCUUUCUUCCUUUCUUUUGUUAAUACAGUUCUUUCAUGGGAUCUUAAAAAAGAUUGAGAAUAAAGCUGGGAAAGUUCUUAGAUUGUUUAAGAAUAUACUGCAUAAUAAAGCUAUGUUUUAAAAUUGGGAGAUUUUUUUACAUUAGAUUUAUAGUUCUUAUUUUUAAUAAACUGUACAUGAAUACAAC
Molecule: messenger RNA, 2862 nt
Organism: Erpetoichthys calabaricus (reedfish)
Lineage: Eukaryota; Metazoa; Chordata; Cladistia; Polypteriformes; Polypteridae
Exons: 8
Coding region: 141-1271 (376 amino acids)
Molecular function (GO): cell-cell adhesion mediator activity
Source: RefSeq, a predicted model, not a curated record